UCACUCGCUGCUAGUAUGACGUGCUUUUGCUGUCGUCGUCUCUGAUCGGUUGGCGCGUGAUGUGGAAAACGCUUUCCUCCACCACCCCCACCGACGGGAACGCAGUGAGUUUUCUUUCCGGUUUGCGCGUAUCGUUCCGUCAGGCGUCAGUCAGUCAGUCAGUUGCUCGUGAACAGUGGAAUCGAACGGGCGGAAGUGUAGUGUUUCGGGUGAUCUCAGUAGGAUGUUACUACUGAUCCUUGGUAGUAAGUGGAUAGCUCGCUUUCUGGAUGGACUGGCGUUGGAUGGAAAAGUUUUGAAUUAUUUAACCCGGGAGGAAGUUGGCUCCUUCCGUUGUGACACCGAGGAUGUGUAUUUGGCCGUGUAAUUUAUGUGAAAAGUUUCGAUACCGUGGAUGUGAGUCUAUGUGAGAAACAAAGCCCGAAGGUAGUGGUUAGAAACAAAGAAGUGCGUUGCAUACCGAUAACGAAAGUGCUCCCUGAAGAGUUCAGAUAGAAUAUUAGAUAUGCAGUGUGGUGAAAAAAAUAACUUCAACAGUGAGUUUUAGUUGUGCAAACCCGACGAUCAAUUGUGCCAAAAAUAUCAAAGAAAAAAAUAUUCAAACCUUUCACACUGGAUUGGCUUGUUGGCGCACCACAGUCUUCAAGUAGAGUUAAAAGGCAAUUCAGCAGUUACAUCCAUGGUUGGACAGUAAAAUCGCUUAAUUGAGGCUAAUUCGACAAAAAAAAAAACCGGAAUCAGUCCCCGUGGUGUACUCCAACCGGACACCCCUCCACAGAACACAGGCCGUUGUGGGAAAGUUAAUUGAAGUUUUCGCCAUUUCCUCGGUUACUGGUUCUACCACGCAGCAGUACAUUCCGGUUGCGGUUUUGCGGCACUGGAAUAACGGCGUGGAGCGACGGUAAAACAAAUUAAAAAGUCGUCCCACCUACGCCUCAACAUCGACCCAACGGCAGCGGCGGAAAAGUUGAAGUGUUCAUGUAUGUAAUAGGUUUCACCGCGAACGGCAAUCCCUCGGCUCAUCGUAGUCGAAGUUCCGGGAACAAAAUGACAACAAAAGUGAUUAAAUCAAAGAAAAUCCAAUGAGAAGAUUUGGCGUGCCCAAGCGCGAGUUGCUGUAUCCAGAGGAAAAAAAAUCCGGUCUCCGAUAUUGGUUUAGCUGGUGGGUAACUGUUCGCGAUAGCGGGUGCUGGGAAACGACCCCUCCCAUCUUCAUCCGUGUGGAAGUGAUUCCGAAGUAGGGAGAAAGGUGAUCCGGUGAACUUAAAUAUUCGCUGCGGUGGUUGUGCAGGAGUAAAGUGGAAAAUGACUGAGAUGUUACGGAGCUGUGGUUGCUUUCAGCGCACUCGGCGUGGGUCGAGUAUCGAGGAUUCAUCCUCCUGCCGAUCGUCGGAGAUUGAACGUGGCGGGGAAAUUACGCCGCACAGUGGCAGUCUGCUGAAGCUGUUCACCUCGAAGGGCUGGUACCGGCAGUGGCGGAAAACCGGUCGCGGUAUGAGCAUGACGAAGAUUGAACGAACUAUGAAAGCUGCCAUCCUGAUACAGCGCUGGUACCGAAGGUUUCUGGCACGGAUCGAAAUCCGUCGCCGCUACACGUGGACCAUCUUCCAGAGCAUCGAAUACGCCGGGGAGCAGGACCAAGUUCGGCUGUACAACUUUUUCAACGCACUUCUGACGCACAUUCCCGAAACUGCCGGACGACCGAUCGAUUCGCGAGAAACAUCCCGGUCGUCAUCCACGGAAGCACUCGAUUUCAAGUUUUCCGACGAAUCGGAUGACCUUGCCGACGAAGGUAUCACCGGUCCGGAGCGAGGGUACCAGGGACCACAUAUAAAAUUUCCGCUAGAUAAAAAGGAGCUGGAGGUGAUAAUCGAUUUGUUUCGGAAGAAGAAGAACCGAUUGCACGCGAAAUAUGUGGCCGGCAUUUUGCGGGAGGCGACAUCCAAGCUGAAAAGGCUGUCGAAUUUGAACCAGGCGUCAACGGCAAUCUCCAAACAGGUGACCAUCUGUGGGGAUCUGCACGGGAAGCUGGAUGAUUUGUUGGUGGUUUUUCACAAGAAUGGACUACCAUCUCCGGAGAACCCGUACGUAUUCAACGGCGACUUCGUUGAUCGGGGUAAAAAGGGACUGGAAGUGUUUCUGCUGCUACUGUCCACAUUCCUGGUGUUCCCGGGAGGCGUGUUUUUGAAUCGCGGUAACCACGAAGACACUGUCAUGAACGUACGCUACGGAUUCGUCCGGGAAGUGCACCAGAAGUAUAAACACAACGCCGAAAGACUGCUGAAGCUAAUCGACGAAGUCUACCGGUGGCUUCCGCUGGGUACCAUAGUUAACAACCGCGUGCUGGUAGUGCACGGCGGCAUUUCCGAUUCCACCGAUCUCGAUCUCAUUCGUAGCUUAGACCGUGGGAAGUACGUCUCACUAUUACGACCACCAAUCACGGAAAGCUCUGCUCCAGGAGCGGAAAUCAUCGACAAAGUGGAAUGGAAACAGGUUUUCGACAUCCUCUGGAGCGAUCCACAACACAACGAAGGCUGCCGGCCCAACUCGCUCCGUGGCGCCGGUACCUAUUUCGGUCCGGAUGUGACCAACAAGUUCCUACAACGCUACAAGCUGCAGUAUCUGGUACGAUCGCACGAGUGCAAACCCGAUGGGCACGAAAUUAUGCACGGCGGAAAGGUCAUCACGAUAUUUUCCGCCUCCAACUAUUACGAAAUUGGCUCCAACAAGGGCGCCUACCUCAAGCUGGAUCCCCAGCUGGAUACCCAUUUUGUGAUGUACACGGCGGCGGCAUCCAAGACACGCAAGCUGACCUUCCGGCAACGGGUCGGACUGGUGGAGAGUUCGGCACUGAGGGAACUGGCUGCACGGUUGAGGGAGCGCCGGGUAGAAUUGGAGCGCGAGUUCGUUUCCCGGGAUGAAGCCAAGUCCGGUAUGCUAACCAUUACGAAGUGGUGCGAGGCGAUGGAAGCUGCCACCAAUCUGGGAUUGCCUUGGCGAAUGUUGAAGGAUAAAUUGGCCCCGGUUGAUAAUCCAACGGCCGCAACAACCGCAGCAACCGUCACCGAAGUUUGCUACCGGAAAACGCUCCAUCUGCUGGAUACGGAUUCGUUCAAAUCCGCCCAGAACGGAACGACGUCGGUAGCAGAAUCACUCUACAAAAACAAAAGCAGCUUAGAAACCAUCUUUCGAAUACUGGACAAGGACAACUCCGGCCAGAUUUCGCUGGAGGAGUUCGGCGAGGCUUGUGAGCUGCUGAAGAAGCACUUCCCGCACAACACCCACGAGCAGCUGCUGGACAUGUGCAAGAUGAUGGACAUCAACAAGGACGGUCUGGUCGAUCUGAACGAAUUCCUGGAGACGUUCCGGCUGUGCGAGAGUGCCAAGGAUCAGCUGCUGAGCAGUUUCCAGGAAUCGGCACAGGCCGCGGCAGAGGAGAACGAUAGCGACCCUAAGGGUAAGGAGGGUGGUUCAAGGUCAGAUAGCACCCGGCAGAACGGGGAUGCCAAACGUAGUAGUAGUAGUCGAAAGCGAGCGGGUGGUAAAAAAUUUGAUUCUUCCAAAACAGCCGAAGACUCGGAAGAUUACGAAGAUUAUGAAGCGAACGAGGAAAACCCGGAAAAGGACCAGAAGAAGCGAACGGUAGUGGCGGCUACUAGUGCAAACGGUACGGUAACGGGUUUGGCACCACCGGCUGGGAAAGGGGAGGUGGAGGGUGAAAAGACCUAAGCUGAUGCACGGCCGAUAGUUUUGGUUGCUUUCUUUUCCAGUCUUUUCUCUAGUGAAGGCUCGGCAUUUCGAUUUUUGAUUUUUUGCUGGAACUGGUAGGAUUGGGUUUCAUUUGGUAGUGCAGUGAGUUUGCAUCGGAAGUUUUAAGCUAAGCGCAUUUGUGUUUGAAGAUUUUGUUUUAAUGGAAACAUUGCAUACAUUGCAUUUCAACUCGUUAUACGAGUUGGAAUCCCCAAUUACCCACCCGUUUUUUAAGUUUUUCAAGCUUCUAUGGUAUUAAUAACUAUAUGGGGUUCAAACAGUCCUGCAGUCUUGGUUGCUUCAUACUAUCUAUUAAGGUGCAUCACUUUACUACGGAAUUUAAAACUGGUUUUAAUCAUUGACCAUUUAACCAAACUUUUAUAGAAACGAAUGUCCAGUACUAUUUUCAAAGAAAGUAGGCAGAUGAACAUUUGCAAAAUGCAUACAUUCUCAAAUUUGAAAAGUUUUACCAUGCUUUGAAAUUUAGUAAAAUAUUGUACAGCAUAAUAAGCUUUGUAACAUUUUAGUAUGAAUAUAGUUAACCUUACGAAUUUCAAAAAAAGCAUCAAAACAAACUUGACCAGACAAACCAGAAUGAAACUCUAACACAUUUCAGAAUUCAAGUGAAUUUUACAAAGCAAGAAGACCUUUGGAAAGCUCGAAGUUAUAGUUUACUUCAACUAGAACAAAAUUAAAUAUUUUGAAAAGCUUUUCAAGCUUUUUAUGCAUUAGAAUAAACCUAGUUAAACUUCCGAAAGUUAUUUCAUGGUUUCGAUUACUUUUUUUGAAGAGUUGGAAAGCCAUUUCCAAGCCAUUUUCACGGAUUUAAAGAAUUGUAUUUUUUGUGCUUUGAAAUUUUUCCCAAGCCCUAGACAACUUAAGAAAGCAACAAGCUUUAGAAUGCUUUAGAAAAAUAUUUAGCAUUUUUUUGUAAAUCUUUUACCAAGCUUUAGACAGCUUUUUUAAUAUUUUGGGAAGCCUUUUUCUGGUUUUAAAAUGAUUUCGGAAAUUUUUCAAGCAUUCGAAAGCUAUUCAUGCGUGGGAAAGCCUUACAAGCUUCGAAAAUUUGUUGAAGCUUUGCUAAGUUUAUUUAAAGAAACAAAAAGUUUUAUUCAUG
Topomyia yanbarensis is the source of this 4867-nucleotide messenger RNA. RefSeq names its product serine/threonine-protein phosphatase rdgC (gene rdgC). The coding region runs from base 1306 to 3729 and encodes 807 amino acids. The record is from RefSeq and is a predicted model, not a curated record. Gene Ontology annotation, cellular component: nucleus; cytosol. Gene Ontology annotation, molecular function: protein serine/threonine phosphatase activity; protein binding; calcium ion binding. NCBI's taxonomy places the organism in Eukaryota, Metazoa, Arthropoda, Insecta, Diptera, Culicidae. The transcript has 11 exons.